AUGACCAUCGUCGCGCACGGCAGCGUGAAGAUGGACGGGCUGUGCAACGAGCAGUGUGGCGGGCACGCGAACUACGCCUUGUCUGAGAAGGUGACCACGUAUCCGAUCGAGAUUGUGAGGAGGGCCUUGUACUCGAUCGCCCUCGACGUGUCGGUCAAGAAGGCGCAGAGGCUGGUGUUCGAUUCCAUGACCACGUCGGUGUACUGUGAUGGACACGUCGAUCCAAGGUACAGCCUAUAG
This is a messenger RNA of Fonsecaea pedrosoi CBS 271.37, 240 nucleotides long. RefSeq lists its product as uncharacterized. Bases 1 to 240 code for a protein of 79 amino acids. The record is from RefSeq and is a predicted model, not a curated record. The transcript has a single exon. NCBI's taxonomy places the organism in Eukaryota, Fungi, Ascomycota, Eurotiomycetes, Chaetothyriales, Herpotrichiellaceae.